AUGGCCGAGGAGCAGAAGCCCGCCACCAACGUGGCCGCCGAGCAGGAUGUGCAGAACGUCCUCGCUGAGCUGAAGGAGAAUGGUGCAUCCACCGAGGCGGAAAAGACCGACAAGACCGAUGCCGAGGAGGCUCGCAUUGUCGCGGAAGCCGCAAAGCUGGGUGAGAAGUCAGAGCAAUCUGAGGAGAAGCCCCAGCAGCAAAACGACUCGCGCCCGCAGCGCAGCGGUCGCUUCACUCGCGCCAACAACGCCAAGUUCGACCCGUCUUCGCAGAAGGAGACUGACGACCCAGUGGAGAUCCGCAAGCAGGUUGAAUUCUACUUCUCUGAUUCCAACCUGCCCAUGGACAAGUUCCUGCUUGGCAAGGUUGGCGGCAGCGCCAACAACGCCGUGCCCCUGGAUCUCCUCCACUCCUUCAAGCGCAUGCGUCGCUUCCAGCCGUUCGAGGCCAUCGUCAAGGCCCUCAAGGACUCGGAGACCCUGGAAUUGACCGAGAAUGACACCGCCGUGAAGCGCAAGGUUCCCCUACCCGAGUCUAUCAACCUCGACAACAACGCCGAGGCGGUCAAGGUCUUCGAGGACAAGGCUAUGGCCCGGAGCAUCUACGCCAAGGGCUUCGGCAAGUUUGGCGAGGAGGAGCCCACCACUCAGCUCGACAUCGAGGCAUUCUUUGAGCCUUACGGUCCUAUCAAGGCCGUUCGCCUACGCCGCACUCAGGACAAGACCUUCAAGGCCAGCGUUUUCGUCGAGUUUGCCGACGAAGAGAAGCAGAAGGCUUUCUUGGAGCUUGCUGAAAAGCCCAAGUGGAAGGGUGAAGACCUGAUCAUCAAGAGCAAGAAGGAGUACUGCGCCGAGAAGGUCGCUGACAUCAAGGCUGGCAAGGUCUUUGCCAACACCGGCCGUGGUGGGCGCCCCGGUCGCGGUGGACGUGGUCGUGGUGGUCGCGGUGGCCGUGGUGGCCGUGGAGGCCGUGACCGCGAGGACAAGCGCGACUGGCGGGAGCGCCGUAACGAGGAUCAACAGAGCGGGUUCAAGAAGGACGCCCGAGGUGUACCCGUCAUCCAAGCGACCGGCACCGGUGAGAAGCGCGCCCGUGAGGAUGAGUCCAACGGUGACCAUCCUGCCAAGAAGGUGGAUGCUAAGGAGUAA
Penicillium oxalicum is the source of this 1149-nucleotide messenger RNA. RefSeq names its product tRNA maturation protein LHP1. Gene Ontology annotation, molecular function: mRNA binding. The transcript is spliced from 2 exons. The record is from RefSeq and is a predicted model, not a curated record. Lineage: Eukaryota; Fungi; Ascomycota; Eurotiomycetes; Eurotiales; Aspergillaceae. Gene Ontology annotation, biological process: RNA processing. Bases 1 to 1149 code for a protein of 382 amino acids. Gene Ontology annotation, cellular component: nucleus.